AUGAUAUAGCAAGAUGCGAGCAAGUUUGCCAGAGUUGGCAUAGCUUUAUUAAUUUAGACAGCUUGUAAAACAGGAAAAUUUUUAUGGCAUUCUAAGAAAAUCUAUCAAAUAAAAAUCAAGGACUUAAUUUUCUAUGAAGAUAAUUUGUGGAUAAGGAAAAAGGAAAUCGUUGAUACCAUUUCUUAACUUGAAUUAGAGUCACUCACAAUCAAACUAAAUUAAUUCAAUUUAUUCGAUAAGAUAUUGGUCAAUCAAAAACAACUCAAAAAAUUAGAAAUACAAAUGCCCAUCAAUAAUUCAGAAUUGCAGUUACUAACUCAAUUGCCUUAAUUAGAAGAGUUACAUCUCAGAGUUCUAAAAAAAACAGAAGAGAAUCUCAAACUAGGCCAAUUCCAAAAUCUUAGUGCCAUAUCACUCCAAUGGCAAGGAAUGAAACCUUAAGAAGUCCUAAAAAUGGUUCAAAACUCUUAUGAAACUUUGAAGGAAUUGGAAAUUGAUUCCGAAGAAUUCAAUCAUGAUGAAAUGCUCCAAAUCCUUAAUUGCUUGAAUAAGGACAAAAUAGAGAAAUUGUAUAUUCAAUACUUUUACGAUUUCUCCGAUCUCCACAUCCUCAAACUAAGUGAAUUUUAUAAAUUGAAAAAGUUAUCCAUUUUUAGGGCUUAGAAUAUUGAAGAGAAUUCUAUGUUAUAAUUGUUCUAAGGUAAAUAGUUCUAGAAAAUCAAUUUAAAUUAAUGUGAUGGAGUUACAGACAGAGUUCUGUUUUAAAUAAUAAAGAAUUGUUAAUAACUUAAAUACAUUAAUCUAUCAUGGAGCAUAGACAUUUACAAUCAUUGGGUCUCGGUAUUAUUCGAAGAAGCUCUUCAAUUAGAGGAAGUAUAUUUAAUUGGAUGUAAAUAAUUAACAGAUGAAUGCAUACCUAAAAAUUUAUAUUCAGGCUUAUUUAAAAAAUUAAGACAUCUAAGUUUCGAAUCCUGCAAUGCCGUGAGUGAUGAGAAGUUGAUGAUGCUGAAGAGUAUAUUUAGGUAUGUCAAGAUUGUUGGUUAUUAUGGAGUUGAAAUUGAUACAAUUUGA
Messenger RNA from Paramecium tetraurelia, 1071 nucleotides. RefSeq lists its product as uncharacterized. NCBI's taxonomy places the organism in Eukaryota, Ciliophora, Oligohymenophorea, Peniculida, Parameciidae. Gene Ontology annotation, cellular component: SCF ubiquitin ligase complex. The record is from RefSeq and is a predicted model, not a curated record. The transcript is spliced from 3 exons. Gene Ontology annotation, biological process: SCF-dependent proteasomal ubiquitin-dependent protein catabolic process.